AUGUUGCGUUGGCUGGAGGAACAUCUCCGAGGCCCUGUUUCGGGCCCGGAGGGUCCUAUCCUCUGGGCUGCCUUGUGCCUGGGGUUCUUCUUUUUGCUCAGGGCCUCAGAAUUUUUACCCUUGGGGUACAUCCCAUUUUCCCGUCAAUUAAAGGGAAGACAAGUACUCCUUUUCAGCAAAGGGGAGCAAUGCGACCUCCGCAACCUGGGGGAAGCCGAUGAGAUCCGGCUCCAGCUGAACGGUAGCAAAACCAACUAUAAUCUGGAGACUCACCGCAACCACUACAAGACCGGUGAGGCCGUCUGCCCUGUCUUGGCGGUCAGACAGUUCUUCCAGAAAUACCCGAAUCGAUACUUGGGCGGCGUGGAGGCAGAUGAGCCACUAUUCCGAACACCGGAAGGCUGGGAUAUCCCACGCGAGGCCGUGCAGAUGCUCCUGCGCCGUGCGGCCGAAGCCUGUGGUGUGGCGGGCCAUCUAGGCUCGCACUCUCUUCGUUUUGGGGGCGCUUCGGCUCUCUGGGCCGCCUAUAAAGACGCCUCAGUGGUCAGGCGCUACGGGCGUUGGGCUUCCGACGCCUUCCACACUUAUUUGUGGGAGGACCGCGAAUACUCGCGCGGUAUGUCGGAGUCCAUGAUCAAGACAAGCCUUACGCCUACGUUAGCCAAGGCCAACUUGGAUGAAGGCAACUGGCAGGCCUGCUUGGCACAGGUGCAAGAGCUCCAAGAAGGUGGCAUUGCACCAGACCCACAACUCCUGACCACCGCGGCGGUGGCGUGCGGAAAGAGCUUGCAGUGGCAGCAUGCGCUGCAGCUGUUGACAGAGGCAGAUUGGCGCGCGCAGCGUGACGUGGGCUUUCGCAGCGCGGUGGAGUACACCCUGCGUCGAGCCAAGCAAUUUUUCGCUGCGGAGGUGGUGCGACACGGACGUCCAGAGGCAGCCCCUGAGUUCCGAGGCGUCGAGCAGCCCUUGAGUCGCAAGGCGCGCUUGGCCCAGGCGGUGACGCGCCUGGCGGCGUGCCCUGCCGGCGCCUGGGCAGAGGCCUUGGGCGUCCUGGAGGACGUGUGGCGACAUCGUCGCGCAGUGAAUGGCCAGUGUUUGCGACACGCCAUCGAAGUCUGUGGUGAGCAGGCUUGGCGUUGGGCCAUCUACAUCUUAGACCAAGCCUGGGCAAGGGGUCCCCCGCCCAGCGUGGAGAUCAUGAACGCGGUGCUGGGCACGCUGCGGUUGGCCUGGAGAAGCGCGGUGCAGCUUCUGGAGGAACGAAGACAUGCCACGCCAAAGGAUCGCGUGGUCCGUGUUUUCUUGCAGCAGAUGCUUGGACCUAGGCGUAUUCCGCCACUUCCAAAUGUCCUUGUGUACUUGUUGAGCUAUAACCUGGUAGCAGCCGCUGGCACAGAACGGUGGCUCACGUGA
This is a messenger RNA of Cladocopium goreaui, 1413 nucleotides long. NCBI's taxonomy places the organism in Eukaryota, Dinophyceae, Suessiales, Symbiodiniaceae. The record is from the annotation of a GenBank genome assembly.